Molecule: messenger RNA, 3580 nt
Organism: Trifolium pratense (red clover)
Lineage: Eukaryota; Viridiplantae; Streptophyta; Magnoliopsida; Fabales; Fabaceae
Product: TMV resistance protein N-like
Exons: 6
Coding region: 53-3280 (1075 amino acids)
Biological process (GO): signal transduction; defense response
Molecular function (GO): ADP binding
Source: RefSeq, a predicted model, not a curated record
AUCUUGCAACAAUAACACAACAUUUCAACACAUUUGCCUACCAUUUCUUCUCAUGGCUAUACAAUCGUAUUCCUCUUCUUCGUCCUCCUUCUCUUAUGAUUACACCUACGAUGUCUUCAUUAGUUUUAGAGGCCCUGACACUCGCUUUGGUUUUACUGGCAAUCUCUAUAAAGCUCUUUCUGACAAUGGAAUCCGAACUUUCAUUGAUGACAAGGAGCUUCAAGGAGGUGAAGAAAUCACAGCUUCACUCCUCAAGAACAUCGAAGACUCGCGGAUUGCCGUAAUCGUCUUUUCUAAGAACUAUGCUACUUCUUCAUUUUGUUUAGACGAACUUGUCCACAUUAUUCACCACUUCAAGAAAAAGAAUCGCCUUGUUUUGCCAAUUUUCUAUGGCACAAAACCUUCUCAUGUGCGACAUACGAAUCACAGCUAUGGUGAAGCACUUGCUAAGCAUGAAAAGAAGUUCCAACAUAACAAGGAAAACAUGAACAGGUUGGAGGAAUGGAAGAUGGCUCUCAACCAAGCUGCUAACCUCUCAGGUUACCAUUUCAAUCUUAGGAAUGAAGAAUAUGAAUAUGUGUUUAUUAACAAGAUAGUUGCAGAGAUUUCCAACAAGAUCAAUCGCGUCCUUUUACAUGUUGCCGAUCACCCUGUUGGGCUGGAGUCUCGACUACUGCAGGUAGAGUCGCUUCUAGAUCUUGCUUCUGAUAAUGGAACAUGUGUGAUUGGGAUAUAUGGAAGUGGAGGAUUGGGUAAAACAACACUUACUCGAGCUGUUUAUAAUUUGAUUGCUGAUCAAUUUGAAAGUUUGUGUUUCCUUCACAAUGUUAGACAAAAUUCAAUUAAAUAUGGCUUAGAAUAUCUCCAAGAGCAAUUACUCUCCAAAUCAAUUGGAUUGAACAUUCACCUAGGACAUGUUAAUGAAGGAAUUCCAAUCAUAAAGCAAAGGUUACACCAAAAGAAAGUUUUGUUGAUUCUCGAUGACGUUGACAAACUAAAGCAGUUGCAGGUUUUGGUCGGGGAGCCUAGUUGGCUCGGACCUGGAAGUAAAGUCAUCAUUACCACUCGAGACAAAUAUUUGCUACAAUGUCAUGGGAUUAAAAGAAUAUAUGAAGUAGAUGCAUUAAAUGAGGAAGAAGCUCUUGAAUUGUUUAGGUGGAUGGCUUUUAAAAAUAACAAGAAUGAUUCAAGUUAUGAUCAUAUUUUAAACCGUGUAGUUAAAUAUGCUUCUGGCCUUCCAUUAGCUUUAGAAGUAGUGGGUUCCAACUUGUUUGGAAAGAGUGUAGUAGAAUGGAAAUCUACAUUAGAUAAGUAUGAAAGGAUUCCACAUGAAGAUAUCCAAAAGAUACUUAAAGUAAGCUAUGAUGCUUUGGACGAAGAACAACAAAGUGUCUUUUUGGAUAUUGCUUGUUGCUUCAAAGGGUGUGGAUUGGCAGAAGUUGAAGAGAUACUUCAUGGUCAUUAUGGUCAUUGCAUACAAAGCCACAUUGGAGUGUUGGUUGAUAAAUCUCUCAUUAAGAUUAUUAGUGUGCCUUGGUGGGUUGAUAAGGUUAAAGUGACAUUACAUGACUUAAUAGAAGAUAUGGGUAAAGAAAUUGUCCGACAAGAAUCUCCCAAAGAGCCUGGCAAAUGCAGUAGGUUAUGGUUUCAUGACGAUAUAGUCAAUGUUUUGAAAGGAAACACGGGAACUAAUAAAAUUGAAAUGAUAUAUCUGAAUUGCCCCUCCAAGAAAUUCAAAAUAGACUGGAAUGGAGAGGCCUUUAAGAAGAUGACAAAACUCAAAACACUUAUCAUUGAAAAUGGUCAUUUUUCUCAAGGUCCCAAGUAUCUUCCAUGUACUUUGAGAGUAUUGAAAUGGAAUAGAUAUCCUUCCAAGUCUCCACCUUCUAGUGCUUUGAACAAGGAGUUCAAGAAUAUGACAAUUUUGAAAUUUGACAAUUCUAAAUACUUAACAAAUAUACCCAACGUCUCGUGCCUACCAAAUUUAGAAAUUUUUUCUUUCAAAAAUUGCAAGAAUUUAACUACAGUUCAUGAUUCUAUUGGGUUCCUUACCCACCUUCAAAUCUUGAAUGCAGAGAAUUGUGACAAGCUACUGAGUUUUCCACCCUUAAAGUUGAUUUCUCUUUUAGAGUUGGAACUUUCAGGUUGUACAAAUCUCAAUAAAUUUCCAGAAAUAUUGGACAAGAUGGAAAACAUCAAAGAGAUUACUUUGAUAAAUACUGGCAUAAAAGAAUUUCCAUUUUCAUUUCAAAAUCUUACCGAACUUUAUGCCUUAUUUAUAAACGGACAUGGAAAACUCGGGUUGCCAAGUAGCAUUCUCAUGAUGUCAAAUUUGUUGUAUGUUAACAUUAACGGUUUUAGUCAAUUAUUACCAAAACUGAAUGAUAAACCGGGUUCCAUGUUGCCGAUAUCAAAUGUCAAAGCUAUUUUCCUUGAAACAAGCAAGCAUGGAUUUCUAAACAUAGCUCUCACAUGGUUUUCUAAUGUGGAAUUUUUAUUUCUAUCGCGUAGUAAUAUAAAAAUUCUUCCUGAAUGCCUAAAAGAAUGCCACUUUCUAAAGAGCAUUGAUUUGGAUGGUUGCAAAUAUCUUGAGGAAAUCAGAGGGAUUCCGCCAAAUCUUAAAACAUUGUCUGCAUUUGGGUGCUAUUCAUUGACUUCGUCAAGUAAAAGCAUGCUAGUGAGUAAGGAACUGCAUGAGACUGGAGGCACAAAGUUUUAUUUUCCAUCAUCAAGAAGUGAUAAGAUUCCGACAUGGUUUGAGCACCAAAGCAGAGAGCCGUCAUUUUCUUUUUCAUUCCGUAACAACCUCCCUUCCUUAGUUUUCAUCUUUUCUUCGAAACAAAUGCACGAAUGGGGUCUCCACAAAGGAGAUGUUGAUCCUGUAUUAAGAGCCAACUUAUACAUCAAUGAUAAUGUGUAUUCUCUUUUUGACUCUAACUAUGGUUUCAAUUUCGACAUGAAACCUUAUCAUACAUAUCUAUUAUCUUUUGAUAUGCAAUACUGGUUUAAAUCGCAAUCCCUAAACGACCAUCAACUGGACGAAUCACUUAUGAAAAAUGAAUGGAUUCAUGCUGAAGUUAGGUUUGGGUUUGUGGAUAAGAAUGAAUAUGGGGAUGAUGAGGAUGUUGUAGAUUUGGAUGAUGAGUAUGUUGUAUAUUGUGGAAUCCAUGUAGUCAAACAUUUACCUAGCAUGGAUGAUUUUCAAUUCACUGAUUCUUCCUUAUACAGUGAGAGAAAUUUAGAUGAAUAUCUCAGUGAUUUAGCAUCGCUUUUUUACUAGCGAGAUGUUUACAACUUCUUCACGGAAGUCUUGAAGGCAACAAAUCACGAAUGAAAUAUGGAUAGAUCAUAGCAGGGCUUUGUGGCUGCAACAUCAUGAUAUGCAAUUAGCAAUUUUUGUUUUACAUGAUCACGAUGGAGUUUUUUUAAAUCUGAUCGACAUACCAAACUCAAAAUCUGAUAGGAUUUGUGGCUGUAAAAUCAUAUGAUAUAUGCAAUUUCUUAGAAUUCAUUUUUGGGCCUAACUCAUUCUUACAAAACCAGCUUGUAAAGUGAGGAUUGCCUCUAGUUUAUAAACAAU